Molecule: messenger RNA, 1097 nt
Organism: Aedes aegypti (yellow fever mosquito)
Lineage: Eukaryota; Metazoa; Arthropoda; Insecta; Diptera; Culicidae
Product: transmembrane protein 177
Exons: 3
Coding region: 103-1044 (313 amino acids)
Source: RefSeq, a predicted model, not a curated record
UCACGUGCCUGCAUGCAGAAGACUCGCAAAACGUAAACAAAUUCAAUGUUGUGAUUGAGUAACAUUGUACUUUGCCGGUGAAAUUUUGAAAUACUUUGAAUCAUGGUUCGAGCAGGCAAGAUUCCGUUUUUCAUCACAGAAACCGGUCGUCGAGUGGUGUUCUAUGGGUCGACGGCAUUGGCCGUUGGGCUGUUCGGAGGCCACUAUCUCCCGCAUACAGUUGGAAUCGGUUAUUACAAGGAGCUGUUUCAAGCUUACAAAAAUGGUCAAAAAAGAGAAGUGUCGGAAAAACUUCAACAACGCUUCAAUCGUGCCUUGCAGCUUCUGGACUUAUCCGACCUGGAACGGAAAUUCGUUUCACCCUUCAUGAUUUACGGCUUCGACUUGUGCAAUGCCGGAUCUAUGAAAGCUCGCUACGGAGGAGUCGUCGGAAUACCCAUCAAUUAUGACUACGACAGCCCGGCCGAUAUCGAGAAAACCGACAUGCUGAUCGGUAACCGGAAAGUCGAUUGGUCUUCGGAAGGUGGGAAAUUGCUGGACCAAUGUCUCGUUCUGUCGGAAGACGAACAAGUUUUCGGAAUGGCGCGGGAGAUUUUAACUCUGAAUUCGAACAAAAGACUUGUACAGGCGAUCAUCCCUACCGUUACUUGGGUAUUCACUUACAGUGCUGCAUCACUUAUCAACCAAAGAUGCAAUUUUUACGUCAGACCACUCUCCUUGCGAUUGAUGCUUUACACAAUUUGCGGUGUGUUCGGCUAUGGCUUGUAUUCUUUUUCACAAGACAUGACCGAAAUUUACUACGAUACGGACGUUGACAAACAACUGGCUCAGCUUGGCCCAGAUGUUGUGGAUGCUGGGGCGCGGUUUUACGAUAAAGUAUUGAAGAAAAAUGUUGCUGUUCGCAAGCUGACGGGCGAUGACUACUAUACUGCCAAAGGAAACGUGAACUAUCUAAUACGCCAAAAAGCCGCCCCCAUAACGGUGAGGAAGGAGUUUUUCGAAUCUGGAUACAAGGAGUUUCUACCAACGAAUAAUAAAAGUUAAUUUUUAUCUACCGAUGUAAAUAAAUGUUGUAAUAAAUAAAAUUGAAGCUCGUA